Molecule: messenger RNA, 1994 nt
Organism: Durio zibethinus
Lineage: Eukaryota; Viridiplantae; Streptophyta; Magnoliopsida; Malvales; Malvaceae
Product: protein NRT1/ PTR FAMILY 5.10-like
Biological process (GO): transmembrane transport; dipeptide transport
Cellular component (GO): membrane
Molecular function (GO): dipeptide transmembrane transporter activity; tripeptide transmembrane transporter activity
Source: RefSeq, a predicted model, not a curated record
UCAGAGAAAAAAAAAAAAAAAAAGAAUGAAUGAUAAUUGAUACCCAGCGCCAUGGCGGCUGGUGGCAUGCCUUUGUCUUUGUCUUACUUCUUCUAGGCGGUUUGACUGAGUGGAAUCAGUUCUUUUAUUCAUCAAAACUCCAAGACUUUUACCAAAGCUAUGGCAAUGUCCAAUCUCUCCGCUGCCCAAACUCCACUUUUGGAUGACACUGUUGACGGCUGCCUUGACUACAAAGGCCGCCGUGUCCGCCGAUCCAACUCCGGCGGUUGGAGAUCCGCUUCUUUCAUCAUAGCCGUAGAGAUUGCUGAGAGGUUUUCUUAUUACGGGAUCGGUUCAAACCUCAUAACUUACUUGACGGGGCCUCUGGGCGAGUCCACUGCCACCGCCGCUGCACAAGUUAACGCCUGGUCCGGGGCGGCCUCGCUUCUGCCACUCUUGGGUGCAUUCAUUGCUGAUUCUUUUCUUGGCCGAUACAGCACUAUCAUUCUUGCUUCCCUUGUUUACAUUUUGGGGCUUGGCUUGUUGACUCUGUCAGCCACUUUUCCUUCUGUCAGCACUUCUGGUGGCCAAAAUGCAGAUAAUAUCACUUUAAAUUCUUCACUUCGGUUUCAAGUGAUACUAUUCUUCUUCUCACUGUAUCUAGUGGCAUUUGCACAAGGUGGACACAAACCAUGCGUUCAAGCUUUUGGUGCAGAUCAAUUUGAUACAGAAGACCCAGAGGAGUGCAAAGCCAAGAGUUCGUUCUUUAAUUGGUGGUACUUUGGUAUGUGUGGGGGUACCUUAACUACCCUUUCGAUUUUAAACUACAUCCAAGAUAAUCUUAGUUGGGUUCUUGGAUUUGCAAUACCCGGUAUUGUGAUGGCUGCUGGACUGGUAGUUUUUGUGCUUGGAACGACAACUUACCGGUAUAGUGUCAAAGGGGAUGAAGAAAGCCCAUUUGUGAGAAUUGGUAGAGUGUUCAUUUUGGCAGUUAGGAAUUGGAAAACAUCAUCUUCAGCAAUUGCUGCAGAAGAAGAAGCCCGAGGAACUCUUCCAUCUGAAAGCUCCAAGCAAUUCAAAUUCCUCAACAAAGCCUUGCUUGCUCCAGAUGGUUCAAAGGAGCAGGGAAAGGUGUGUAGCAUCAGAGAGCUUGAAGAAGCAAAGGCUGUUAUAAGGCUUGCACCAAUAUGGGCUACAAGUUUGAUUUAUGCAGUUGUCUUUGCACAAUCAUCGACUUUCUUUACUAAGCAAGGAGCUACCAUGGACAGAUCAAUUACAAAAGGGUUUGAAAUACCUGCUUCUUCUCUUCAGUCAUUCAUUAGCCUUUCAGUUGUUCUCUUCAUUCCUAUAUAUGACCGCAUUUUUGUUCCUUUAGCAAGAGCCUUGACUGGGAAACCAGCUGGAAUUACAAUGCUUCAAAGAAUUGGAACGGGAAUGGUUCUAUCUGCUACAUCAAUGGUAAUAGCUGCUUUAGUAGAGAUGCAGAGGCUUAAAACUGCUCAAGAAUAUGGAUUGGUAGACAAACCAAAUGUCAAGGUUCCAAUGAGCGUGUGGUGGCUGGUCCCUCAAUACGUACUGUUUGGAUUAUCUGAUGUGUUCACCAUGGUUGGUCUUCAAGAAUUCUUUUAUGAUCAGGUGCCAAAUGAAUUAAGGAGUGUGGGUCUUGCACUCUACCUUAGCAUCUUUGGUGUUGGAAGCUUCAUAAGUAGCUUUCUCAUCUCUGCCAUUGAGAAUGUGACUAGUGGGGAUGGCCGAGAUAGCUGGUUUGCAAAUAAUCUGAAUAGGGCACAUCUUGAUUACUUUUAUUGGCUGCUUGCUGCACUUAGUGCCAUGGCAUUGUUUCUCUAUUUAUAUUCUACAAAAUCUUACAUUUAUGCUAGGGGAAGGAGGUUCUAAUUUCUUAAAACGUAAUCGGUGUUCUAGGCAUCACCAUGACAUCGAUGUGUAACAAUGUCCACAAGAACAUGCAUUUUAUAUUGACAUUAGUCUUGCAUUAUUGAAAAAAAAAAAAACCC